Messenger RNA from Prorocentrum cordatum, 922 nucleotides. The record is from the annotation of a GenBank genome assembly. NCBI's taxonomy places the organism in Eukaryota, Dinophyceae, Prorocentrales, Prorocentraceae.
GAUGUCGUCACAUUUUCUUGGCCUGUCUCGCCGAGCACCUGCGGGAGGAGCGAGGAAUGAAGGAGGAUGGACAACAACUGCAUUGAGAUCGUGCGCGCGCUGCCACGCCAGCUGGCGGAGCACGUGCAGAGGGAACGAGGAAGGAAGGAGGACGGAGAGCAAGCUGCCUCUAUGUAUAGAAUGCACGCGCUGUCACACCAGGUGGCGGAGCACUUGCAUGAAGAUCGAGGAAAGACGCAGGAGGGAGGGAACGCAGCUUUGAUACUGAAUGCAUGCGCUGUCACGCCAGCUGGCGGAGCACAUGCAGGCCGAAGGACGGGUAAAGGAGCACGGAGAGAAAUCUAUCUUGAAACAGCAUGCAGGCGCUGCCACGCCGUCUGGCGGAGCACAUGCGGAGGGACGAGGAAGGAAAGAGACAGGAGGCAGAAUAAUAUAUGGAGAGAGCCCAGGCCCGAGGGAGAGAAGGCGGAGGAGGCUGAGACGCGGGAAAAGAUGGGGCGCGAGCAGCAAGCUCCCUGCUCCGUCUCCUCCACGCGCUGGUCGAAAGCCAUCUGCCCGAUCAUGAGUAGAUCCAGAAGUCUGGCACUAUAUCAGCUUGAGCAAGCAGGCACGGAAGCGCAAGCGGGAGACUUGAGCCCGAAAUUCACAAAUCUGUGGUCUCUGCCGGCAUGUCGUGCUCUGCUGCCUCUGCAGCUGUCAAGGCUAUGCACACUCGUGCGGUUCGGGCGUCCAUUGAGGUCGCUCCUUAUAUAAAGCAGGGCUGUGCACCCGCCUCGCCGGAGGCUAUAAAAAUUAGUCCUCGCCCUCCCAGCCGAAGAGCCCCCAGCAGACGCGUCAACCGGCCUCGGGAAGGAGGCAUGGAGGGAGGAGGCCGGGGCAGGGUCCCCUCUGCCCUCCUCUUCUCCCCGCCCCCGUCGUCCCG